Molecule: messenger RNA, 735 nt
Organism: Trichomonas vaginalis G3
Lineage: Eukaryota; Parabasalia; Trichomonadida; Trichomonadidae
Exons: 1
Coding region: 1-735 (244 amino acids)
Source: RefSeq, a predicted model, not a curated record
AUGAAUAUCCCAGCUUCAGAAUCAGAAGUUCAAAAAUCACAUGAGGAAAGAUAUAAAAAUUACUUUUUGGAAUCUACUAAAAAUUUAUUAGAUGGUGAUAUUGACGAAACACUUUCAGAAGAAGGCACAAAAUUUAUUCGUAAACAUAAGCUUCAGUUUAUUGACGAUGGAGAUUAUCCAUGUAUAUUACUUUCACCACCUUUAGAUUCCGAGAAAUUCAAAAAAGCUCUUAAAAACGUGACAUAUGCAACUAAUACGAUUAAGAAAGAAGAUCAUGAUAUUUACACAAAUUAUUAUUUAAAUAAAUGCACAGGUGUUGAUAAAGUUUUUGAUUUGUUAGAUAAAAUAUCAAAAGAAACAAUUGGUACAUAUAAAAUUUUAUGCGAUUGUGGUUUCAUUAUUGAAGAUACCAAUAAUGUUUCAUAUGAAAGAACAGCACCGAAGGAAGACGAAGUGGAAAGGUCUAUAUCAUUCGUUAUUAAGAACAUAAAAGAUAUGAAAACUUAUAAACAUUAUAUUUAUUCAUUUAUUUCAGAAAAAAUGGAAGCAACCCAUAAAACAUCAUCUCAUCAUUUUAUAGCUAUUCAUACAUUCCUUUUCAAAGUUGUGAAAUUAAAUAAGACAGGAAUUAGAUUUAAUGUAUCAGGGUACACAUUCUUGAGUAAAUUAAAAUGUAUUCGUCACGUCGCAGAUGAUAAAAAUUUAUGUGUUCUUAAUUCAUUUUAUGGACUUUAA